GGAAUGGAGAACCUCUCGAAACCGUCAUAUUGUUGGAUGAAGAAGAUUCGGGAUUUCUCACAAGUAUCAACUUUCCACACAUUCCACCAGAAGGAGUUACCUACACUCAACGUCUGCUAGCUCCUCUGCAAUUCAGAAUACGUGUUGUUUUCGAUAAACUGAUGUGGGAGGAAAGUAUCUGUACAAAUAGAUUGGCAAUAGAUGGUAUCGAUGAAGAACGACACCGUGUGGAGGAAAUGUGUACUAGCAAUUCAAACCGAGGGUUUCGAAAUCCCGUUGAGCCCUCAGAGGACGUAAGUCAAAUGCUUAUGAAUGCUGAAAAAGGCACCAUAAAUUCAACCAAACAUAUAAAUAACUCUGACUACGGACGCAUGUUGUCCAAAGACUCCACGGACGAGCCAUUACCAUUAUCUAGCCAAUCCGAUAUUCCUCAUAGCCAGUCGACGCAACUACAGAAUGUCUCUGAUGUAUCUAGCGAAAACUUAGACCUGCUGUUCCCGAAUCCCGAAAUUUCUGCUAGCGCAUCAUCAAACCUUCCUGACUCAGCCAGACUGCCCACAGGACCCAAAUCACCUCUUCGCAAGUCUCCUAAGCUGCUCAGAAUACCAAGAAUGUUCUUCGACGAGUCGGUAGAACCUCUUAAGUUACCAGACACGUCAUCUAAAGAGCAGGUUCAUCAGUGGUUUGAAAUGACCGAAGGAACAAAUCAAGAAAAUGGACGAUAUUGUGAUCAAAACUUGUUUCGGAUUCCGUUCAAACCUCUCAGCCAGAGAAUGCUCGAAGAACCAUUCUGGUUAGGCCUAAUUACCAUGUCCGUUGUUCUUCUAGUUAUCAUUUUAGUCUAUUGCGUGAAACGGAAAUUUGCUGAUAAAAUUGAAAGAUUUUUAGCAGAAGAAAUUGAAAAGAGUAAAAAUAACCCAUCUCCAUCAGCUGCUUGUUAUGGCCUACAUCCAAGCCAAGGGAGUCAUACGCAGGGCAGUAUGCUUACGGAAAAUCACCCAAAUUCUUUAUUCAACAGACUCAGAACUCACAGUUUUUGCGCUUCUUUCGAUAAUUCUCUGAAUAGUCCAAGCAACGGAGCGCAUGGACAUUCUUUUAAUUUUGAUGAUUUUCUCAAACGAAGUCACUCAACAAAGAAACUUCAGUCAGAUAGACUAAAACGUGAUAAUGAAAAAAAUAACAAAGAGACGUCGGAAAUUUUGGCAUCGUUGGUAAAGGCCAACCAAAAUUCAAAGCCGAGAAGGAUGAGCUUGGAUGAAUUUUUAAAAACAAGUGGCAAAUUAAGAUUAACGUGGAUGAGCGAUAAUCCCAAAAGUAUGUCAACUACCAGUGAAGAAAUGUCAGAAGGGUAUCUGGGUAAUCAAUUAGCUCCACAAUUUUCUUGCCAUUCGGCCCCAUCUUUCGCCGAAUUCAAUCAGUCUAUGGACGAGCAAUCAUUUGAGCACGAAACUUCCGAAAAUCCACAGUGCAAAGUGAAAAUGGAAGAGGUGAACACAAAAUCCUCACCAAUUCAAACAUUUGGUGAUUUAAUACGUAAAAAUAUUGUUGAACAAGCUGUUACUGGCUCUGUUGAAGAACUAUUACAACAAGAAUUUAAUAAUCUAGCCGAUUCUCGUGACUCAAAUGAAAAAUUGAUUGAAGACUUAAAUGAAGCCAUAGUAAAACAAAGUCAAUCAAAUAUUAGUCGUUCCGGAACCGCUGAAACACUAACAAACUCCUCUUUGCCUCCUUCGCCUAUGAAGUUUCUUGUGCCGUCCAAACCCAGCACCCAAAAAAAGACAAGGCUGAGAAAACUGGGGUUAUUUUUCCCAAAAAAAUUUUCAGAAGUAUGUUCUCCACCAAAGAUAUUGAUUACUUCGAAUAUGAACUCAUACGAAGCAGAUGUCGUAAGUCCUAACGUUUCAGCUCAGUCUGUAACCUAUUUAAGUCCUCAGCCAUUUGUAUGGCCUGCAGGUGGUCGUACAGCUUCAGAGACCAACCUUAGCACAUCCGGUUACUCUUCACUAGCCAGCCCUGGUCUCUCUAGAUCCAGCUCUUGCAACCCAGUUGAAGAUACGAUUAAUGGAAGAAAUCAGAUGAAGAAGUCAUCAUCUAAAUUUCUUCAAGUUCCUACGGAUAACUCUCUGUUCUCGCCACGACCUCGAGCAAUGGAAGACUUCUCCAGUGACUCUCAAGCAACUCCUACUUCAAAUAAGAAAGCAGUUGUUUUGUUGAAACCAAUGUUUGAAAUAGGGGGAAUGGGACCACCUGAAAAUCCUAACAAUAUUUUGAAUCUAAAGCGUUCUGUGGACCUACCAAGAGAAAAGACAGAAGAGGAAAAACGAAAAUCCAGGGAAGCUUUUCAUAAAUUGGUAGCUGCAUGCAGUUCUAGAAGUAAUGAAAAACUAAGUCCAUGUGUUUUAUCGCAACCGAAUGUGUGUAGCAACUUUGGACAGAUCUCUGGACCACCAAUGUCUUCUUCAGAUACACUGGUUCCCCAUAACAAAGAAGAAAAUGCCUCUAUUGUUCCAUUGCGUAACAAUUCUCUUAUAUUAAGAAACCCAAACAAAGCCAAAAGUCUCGAUGGUAUUUUAGCACCUAAAGCACCAAAAUGUAUAGAAGAAAAGCUUCGAUCUCGGUCUGAAGCAUGCGAAAAAACGUCUAGUAUUUCUACCGAAAAUUUAAAUUCAUUUUUAAAUUAUAAUGUGUUCAAACGGUGCAAUGGAUCUGUUACAAAUUACGACACUUCCAAAUGGAAGAGUGAGCAAACUUUUUGUAAUCGUGAUCUCAAUAAGAAACGUACCUCAAAUCUUUGUACAAGAUCUUUUAGUAUGUCAGAUCUGUUUCCGUUCAACAACGAAAAACGAAACACCGAUAACAUAAAGUAUUUCUCACUGGAGUCGAUCAGUUUCCACGCGUUACUUGAAAAACGUGACUUUUUUCAAAAUGGAAUUGUCAACGACAUGGUUUUGCAAAAUCAGUUAUUUAAAUCUAAUGGCAAACCAGCGAAUGCUACAAAAAAUGAAGAUAAUACGUGUACCUCUUUUAAGAUGGAACCAAAUUCAUCACCAUUUGUUUUCCAUAAACGCAGAGGAAUGCUUGAUGGGGAAAUAAGGCAACAGCUUCAAAUCCCUUCUCAGCAGAGGGACGCUAAGCAGGAUGUUCAUUGUUCAUCAGUUUUUACACCAUCUCGUCAGCGUCAUCAUCCCAGUCUUCAACGGCAGGCGGCUCUUCAAGAAGAAGAUAAUAGGUGA
Limulus polyphemus (Atlantic horseshoe crab) is the source of this 3233-nucleotide messenger RNA. RefSeq lists its product as uncharacterized. NCBI's taxonomy places the organism in Eukaryota, Metazoa, Arthropoda, Merostomata, Xiphosura, Limulidae. The record is from RefSeq and is a predicted model, not a curated record. The annotation marks the transcript as partial. The transcript has 5 exons.